Messenger RNA from Daphnia carinata, 844 nucleotides. It is a transcript of the gene aay, whose product is annotated as phosphoserine phosphatase-like. Gene Ontology annotation, molecular function: magnesium ion binding; L-phosphoserine phosphatase activity. The transcript has 5 exons. Bases 62 to 736 code for a protein of 224 amino acids. Gene Ontology annotation, biological process: dephosphorylation; L-serine biosynthetic process. Gene Ontology annotation, cellular component: cytoplasm. The record is from RefSeq and is a predicted model, not a curated record. Lineage: Eukaryota; Metazoa; Arthropoda; Branchiopoda; Diplostraca; Daphniidae.
UUUCCAGCUUGCUCCCUUUAACAAGUUUUCCUUAAAAAAAAAUCAGGUACCUUGGAUCGAAAUGUCCACGAAACAAGCGGUGAUUGAAUUACUUAAACAAGCUGAUGCAGUUUGUUUCGAUGUUGAUUCAACGGUAUGUACAGGGGAAGGUAUUGACGAUUUGGCAUUUCGUUGUGGUAAGGAAGACCAAGUCAAAGAAAUGACAUGCAAAGCUAUGUGUGGGAAUUUGGAUUUUCGGGAAUCCCUUAAACUGAGGCUUAACAUUAUUCAACCUCAUCAUCAUCUUGUAAGGAACCUAGCAGAGGAACAACCACUUAAAAUAACUCCGCAUGUGCAGAAUCUGAUAAAUACCCUACAUUUUCUUAAUAAAAAGGCAUAUUUAGUAUCUGGUGGCUUUGAAACUUUAAUAUUUCCAGUUGCACAUGAACUUGGAAUUCCAAAGGAAAAUGUUUAUGCCAAUAGGCUUAAAUUUUAUUAUGAUGGAAGUUAUGCUGGGUUUGAUGAAGAUCAACCAACUUCCAAGUCAGGAGGGAAAAACAUUGUCAUUCAAACAAUUAGGGAAAAAUUUGACCAUUCAAUUAUCAUCAUGAUUGGUGAUGGAGUAACAGACAUGGAAGCUUGCCCACCAGCUGAUGCUUUUAUAGGAUUUGGAGGUAAUGUCGUACGCGAAGUUGUCAAAGCCAAUACAUCGUGGUUCGUUACGGAUUUCCAAGAUUUGAUAAAAGUCCUCGUGUGAUCUACAUUGCAAAAGUUUAAGCCGUAAAAGAAACGCGCAAAUUUUCCCAGGGACUAUACUUUAAAAGUACGAGCUUGCUAAGUUACUGCAAUACACUUUUUGGUGCUA